AUGUCUAGGAAAAAAUCACACCUUGUGGUUCCUGUUUGCAUUGCUGCCUGCGCUUCAAUAGUGAUUAUUUCCUACUUUCAGAGAGCAAAACUGUCCAUGCCAGAAAUCAAGCUCUGUGGAGGGAUUCCUGCCAAUAACACCAUCACACCCUUAACAGAUAAUCGAACCUUCAUCAUUGCUCCAUACUUUGACAACAGAAAGAACAAUAUGACACGAGUGAUUGCUAUAGUCCACCACAAGGAUGUCAAGCAACUUUACUGCUGGUUCUGUCACCCAGCUAAUGGUCGAAUAUACAUCUCCAAAGCUGAAAUAGAUGUCCAUUCCGAUAGAUUUGACUUCCCAUAUGGGGCCACAGACUUGAAAUGUCUGGAACCAGAAGACUGGGAACCACGUCACAUGUCAAUACAUUGGUCUCCUACAGGAGAUAUCGACCAGCUACCACGGUUUGAAAUAAGAAACCGUGAUCCUGAAGGUUCCCUUGUGGAAUUCACAGUCUGCAUCUCCACCAUGUUUGGAGAGUACAACAACGUCCUGCAGUUUCUGCAGAGCAUGGAGAUGUAUAAAAUCCUUGGGGUGGGCCGAGUGGUGAUCUACAAGAACAGCUGCAGCCCACUGAUAGAGAAAGUGCUGGAUUACUAUAUUGCAGAAGGGAUUGUCGAGAUAAUUCCCUGGCCCAUUGACUUACACCUCAAUGUUUCAUCUCGGUGGCAUCACUCAAUGGAUCCCAAGGACAUUGGCUACUAUGGACAAAUCACAGCCUUGAAUGACUGCAUUUAUCGCAACAUGUACAGGAGCAAAUAUGUGCUCCUCAACGAUGUAGAUGAAAUUAUUCUACCAGGGAAGUAUCCAGAUUGGAAAACCAUGAUGCAGGAUCUUCAAGAGCAAAACCCAAUGGCUGGUGUCUUCCGCUUUGAAACUCACGUCUUCCCUAAAACCGUGUUCACCCUCACUUACAAAUUCAACACUUCCUCUUGGAACACAAUACCUGGGGUGAACAUAUUGCAGCAUGUCCUCCGAGAACCAGACCGAAAACACAUUGUUAAUCCUCGGAAAAUGAUUGUUGAUCCAAGGAAAGUGGUUCAGACAUCGGUCCACUCCAUUCUCCAGGCCUAUGGGGACAGUAAAUGGAUUCCAAUGGAUGUUGCUUUGGUCUAUCAUUGCCGGGCUCCCCUUCAAGAAAAUCUCUCUCGACUUCUCCUAAUUAAGGACACAACUCUCUGGAGGUACAAUAUGUCAUUAAUUGGAAAUGUCAGCAAAGUUCUACAACAAAUAGCGUGGGACACGGGAGAGGACCCAGGAAAUCAAGCAGGAAACUAUUUCUUUAUUCUACUAAUGCUGAUCAUCAUAUGUCUGCGUAUUUCCAGCAUUUGUAGGGCCUUUAUAAACAAAUGA
Molecule: messenger RNA, 1392 nt
Organism: Heteronotia binoei (common prickly gecko)
Lineage: Eukaryota; Metazoa; Chordata; Lepidosauria; Squamata; Gekkonidae
Exons: 1
Coding region: 1-1392 (463 amino acids)
Source: RefSeq, a predicted model, not a curated record